AUGUUGAAGGGAAGAAGUAAGAAGUUUGCGCCCAAGAAGCCGGUGCGCUCUACAGCUACCGCGUCAUCACGCCCGAGUGUCCCUCAAAUUCCAGAAGCGUCUCAGUCAUCUCAACAGGAUCUCCACUCGGUACCAGUUUCGCAGAAUGUCGACGUACCUGCUGCGCCAGUCGUCGAGGCUUCGUUACCCCAGCCGAGUCAGGAGGCCCCGGAGGCGGUUGCUGCAGUAACUCAGGACGGACAUGCAGUUCGGUCAGGAUUGAAGAGAAAAGAGAGAGAGGCAGACGUUGCGCCGCCGCCAGCAAAGCGAAUUCCCAUACCGGCAGAGGAGCCCGUCGCGCCUGUAUUACAAGUGCGGAGUCAGGUUGAGUCACCAGAUCACGAGAACGAAGUACCUUCUUCUCCCAAAUCUACAAUUGCAGUCGAGCCGUCCGUCGAGCAACCUCAAAACCCGGUCCCUCGCGCAAAGAUUAUUCCCCCCAAGAAAAAGACAAUCGCAAGCCUUUCCGAACCACCCACGAACCGGAUACCUGCAGAACGCCAGGAUGGGCCGAGUACCCAGAUGGGAGUCCCUAGCUUGUUUACAUCUCCAGAACACACACCAAUUCCGCCCCUUCUUCCGACUACGGUUAUCAGCUCGAUACCUGCUACUCCAGAAAUUUCGCUCGCGUCUACAUCUGUUGCGCCUGAUACAGGCCCAGUAGUCGAGCUCGCGAGAAUAGUAUCCCCAGACAACUCUCCAGCUCCACCCGAGCACCGAUAUCCAACGCCAGAAAAUAUCGCACGGCUUCCCGAGGAAACUCAGAAUGGUCCGUCGAAUAUGGGUCGUGCUGGCGGUGACGUAGCCGCAAAUGGACCCGCUAGAGACAAUGCGGCUGCAUUAAGACCCGGAGAAGUCGGUCAGAAUUCCGAGAUCGUGCCAACCAGAUUCUUGAACCCGGAUGGUACAUCUGGUGGUGAGGUGGCUGAACAACCUGCUUCUGUGGUGGGAGGAGAAGCAACCCCGAAGCCAAAGAAAAAAGCUACCAAGCGGAAGAAGGUUCAACCACAAGAGGACGGGGCCGACGCUAGAACAACCGUCGACAUCCAACUGAACAAACCUCGACGUGUAGCUGGACCCAAGAAGCCUCGUAGGAAGAAGAACGAUGCAGCAGCAACUAGGGGAAGGAAGCGACGUGCCGCCACCCCUGAUGGCGCUUCUGAUGAAGAGAUUGAUCAGUCAACUUUGACCAUGAUGGAUCUCUGUAAAGAUCUACGCAUAGGUAAGAAGUUCAGCAAGCACGAGGAGAUAAAGGCCCGGAUCAGGGAGAAAUAUGAUCAAAGCACGAGAGAAAAGAUGAAGAGAAAAAAUCCCGAGGUCACUGCGCUCGUAGAUGCCGCACCAAGACAAGGAGCAGCCGAAGGAGAAGCAGGACCCUCUGAGCCAGCGGAGCCGGCUGCCCCAGCCGCGGAAGCAGAAGAAGCAGAAGAAGCCCCAAUUGUACCAGGAUCCGGAAUUCAGAUGCGACUUGUCAACAACCAGCUAGUUGUAGAUGAUACCUCUACGCAAAUUGAUCGCCAAGCCCGUGGCCAAGUCGACGAAGGGAUAAUGCAGCACGUCUUGGAAGAUGAUUUCACUCGGGUCGUCACCUCCGGCACCUACAUGAAGCGCGAGAAGGCGCAGCUCUGGGACCACGCCGCCACGGCCCGUUUCUACGAGGGCCUCGCCCAGUUCGGCACCGACUUUGAGAUGAUCGCCAAGCUGUUCCCGCACCGCAGCCGUCGCCAGGUCAAGCUCAAGUUCAACAAGGAAGAGCGCAUCAACAGCGACAAGAUCACCCAGACUCUGAUCGGCCCCAAGAAGAAACACAUCGACCUGAAGCAUUUCGAGAAGAUGUCUGAUCUGAAGCUGGAGGAGACGGCAGAUAUCGUGCGCGAGAACGAGGAAUUCGAGCAGAUGCAGCUGCUGAAGGAGAAGGAGGAGAAUGAGCGCGAGGCGGAGAUUACGAGGCAGAAGAAGGCCGCCAUUCAUGGGGAGGCUUCGGGGACGGCGGCGCAGGCAAAGGCCAUUCUGGGUGAUGUGAGUGAUGCGGAAGAUGAGCUGGCAAGGGAUAAUCGGGGGAAGGGACCGCCAAAGGGAGCGUUGAAGAGUGGUGGGAAGAAGAACAAGCAUAGUGCGUAUGGGGGUGGAGAGGAGGUGACGAUAUUAGGGACGAUUGAGCGUUAA
Molecule: messenger RNA, 2205 nt
Organism: Drepanopeziza brunnea f. sp. 'multigermtubi' MB_m1
Lineage: Eukaryota; Fungi; Ascomycota; Leotiomycetes; Helotiales; Drepanopezizaceae
Biological process (GO): RNA polymerase III preinitiation complex assembly; regulation of DNA-templated transcription
Cellular component (GO): transcription factor TFIIIB complex
Molecular function (GO): TFIIIC-class transcription factor complex binding; DNA-binding transcription factor activity
Source: RefSeq, a predicted model, not a curated record